This is a messenger RNA of Daphnia pulicaria, 894 nucleotides long. Its product is annotated as tetratricopeptide repeat protein 36-like. The record is from RefSeq and is a predicted model, not a curated record. The transcript has 4 exons. Gene Ontology annotation, molecular function: protein binding. NCBI's taxonomy places the organism in Eukaryota, Metazoa, Arthropoda, Branchiopoda, Diplostraca, Daphniidae. Gene Ontology annotation, biological process: cilium assembly. Bases 142 to 693 code for a protein of 183 amino acids.
GGCUCCACCUCCUUUGGCGCUUCCAUUUUUGAUUAUCGAGUUCAGAUCAGUGGCGCAACAGGUGUACAUCUCUUGAUCUGUGCUGAGUUGGUUCUAAAAGAUUUAAGUAAUAACUAAUAAGAGUAUUUACUUCAUUCAUUUAUGGCUACCUCAAAUGAUCGAGCCAUAUUGAAUAGCAUUAUCAACCCACUCUUGGCUAACGACGAAUUUAAAGCGCUUGAUGAUGCAAGAGAAGAUAUUGAUGAAAUAGAUAACUCUGAAAAUGAAAAAAGUGCAAAAGAGUUUGAAAAACAAGGAGUUAUCUUUGCUGAGUCUGGAAAAAUGGAUGAAGCAUUGAAAAUGUUCAACAAUGCAAUUGAUUCAUCACCAAUGUGGGCUUCAGCAUAUAAUAAUAGAGCUCAAGCAUUACGGCUUCUCAAAAGAAAUGAAGAAGCUAUGGAAGAUCUAAAUAAAGCCAUAGAACUUAGCCAAGGGAGAGGAAAAGCUGCUUGCCAGGCUUACUGCCAGAGGGCAAUGCUCUAUCACUAUGCAGGCAAUGAAGAACUUGCCUUCACAGACUGGGAAUCUGCAAGUAAUUUGGGGAGCCAGUUUGCUAAGAAUCAGCUAAUUCAAAAAAACCCUUAUGCUGCAUUGUGCAACAAAAUGCUUCACGAUGUUUUUAAGAAUUUAAAGGAAGGUAGCCCCGUUAAGUAGAGUACAUGUAGAUAAGUGUAUACAGCUCAAGCAUCUAAACUUCAAACCAAUAAUUCCGUCCAUCACAAAUCUCGGUCUAGGCGAUGAAGAGAAUAUGGUAACGUGUAUUCGAUUUAUAGUUGGUAAGCGGUGUACCUUGAUAUUAUUAUGUAUUCUUUUAUAUUUCUGAUGUUGAAAAUAUGAAUAAACGUUUAAACGGAA